Molecule: messenger RNA, 1521 nt
Organism: Brachypodium distachyon (stiff brome)
Lineage: Eukaryota; Viridiplantae; Streptophyta; Magnoliopsida; Poales; Poaceae
Product: chloroplast envelope quinone oxidoreductase homolog
Exons: 4
Coding region: 132-1151 (339 amino acids)
Molecular function (GO): oxidoreductase activity
Source: RefSeq, a predicted model, not a curated record
CAGGUCGUGUACACUGUACACCAAGGAUUCAGAAACCCAAACCCAUCUCUGCGGCCAAGCAUCGUCAUCAGACGGAGAAACCGAGCACUCCACGUUAUUCGCGAGGCGCUCCCACCACCGCUCCGUUCCCCAUGGCCAGUGCCGCUACUCCGACGACGACGCCGGCGAAGAUGCGGGCCGUGCAGUACGACGCCUGUGGCGGAGGCGCCGCGGGCCUCAAGCAUGUGGAAGUUCCCAUCCCUUCAGCAAAGAAGAAUGAGGUCCUGUUGAGACUAGAAGCUGCAACCAUCAAUCCAGUUGACUGGAAGAUACAGAAAGGGGACUUGCGGCCUCUUCUACCUCGUCGGUUGCCUUUUAUCCCAGUGACUGAUGUUGCAGGAGUGGUUGUUGAUGUUGGUCCUGGAGUGAAAGAUUUCAUAGCUGGAGAUCAAGUUGUGGCCAUGUUGAACUCUCUUAAUGGAGGUGGCCUAGCAGAGUACGCUGUAGCAUCCACUAACCUGACUGUCAAAAGGACACCUGAGGUUUCUGCAGCUGAUGGUGCUGGGCUUCCAAUUGCUGCCGGCACUGCACUCCAGGCGCUGAGGUCCAUCGGUGCGAAGUUCGAUGGCACCGGCAAGCCUUUAAAUGUGUUGAUCACCGCCGCCUCUGGUGGUGUUGGCCUGUAUGCGGUGCAGCUUGCAAAGCUGGCGAACCUUCACGUCACUGCAACCUGUGGCGCCCGCAACAUGGAUCUUGUGAAGAGCUUGGGGGGAGACGAGGUGAUGGACUACAAGACCCCACAGGGGGUUAGCCUGCAGAGCCCGUCUGGCAGGAAGUACGAUGGCGUGGUUCACUGCACCGUUGGGAUCAGCUGGUCGGUGUUCAAGCCAUUGCUGAGCGACACUGGGAGAGCCAUCGAUAUCACCCCAAACUUCUCUGCCAUCCUCACUUCUGCCCUGCACAAGGUGACAUUCUCCAAGAAGCGCCUCGUACCCCUGCUUCUGUGGCCCAACAAGGCAGACCUGGAGUUCUUGGUCGGGUUGCUGAAGGAUGGCAAGCUGAAGACAGUGAUCGACUCAAGGUUCCCGUUGAGUGAUGCAAGCAAGGCAUGGCAGAGCAGCAUCGAUGGACAUGCCACUGGUAAGAUCGUUGUUGAGAUGGAGAGCCGUUGAUGCUAGUGUCAUGGACAUACUUUCAUACACACACAGGAGAGAACAGUUCAGAUGUAAUCACAGAAUAGUCAUUAGUGCGUUUGUAUAUUGCGGUGCUGUUCUUGAUGACGUUCUUUUCUUUUGAUGGAUUCUUGUUGUGUCAAGAGUCUUAGCGGUGUGAUUUGCACGACUAUGUUGCGGCAAUCUUAGUCAGUAAAAUGGUACAAGUGUGAUGUCAGAUGGAUAUGCAUGGUUUGCCGGUGGUCUGUGCACAACCAUGUACUCCUGCGGUUGACUGGUUGAAUAACGUCAAACCCACCUGUACUUUCUUCAUGUAGAAGAACAAACUUGUACAAGCAAAUUUAGCAAGUUAAGGGUGUGUUUGGUUGUC